CUAGUUUUAAUCUGGGUACAUCACUAAUAUCACUUUUUUACCUAGCAAUAACUUGCUAGUUAAGAUUUGUUGUUUAGCAGUUAUGAAAAUGUUGUCGAUAUAUCAUUUUUCUUAACAAUAUACAUACUAUACACGUAAAAACAUUAAAUUGAAAUGAAUGAGUAUAAGGAUAUCAAACAAGUCACAAUUGCUACACUAUUACUUCUCUUCUUCAUCCUACCUCUUCUUCUUAGACGUUGUUACCUCUUCUCUUUCUCUUGGUGUCCACUUGCUGCAUCUACCUGUUUGUAUACUGAUCCAGCAAAAGAAAUAUGGUUCGAAAGAAAGAUCGAUUUUGGGAGUAUGUUGAAGAACUAAAUGGUUGUUUCAAAUGUAAAUUCUGUGAGUGUAAUUUUGCUGGGGGUGCUACAAGGAUUAAAGCACACUUAGCUGGAGUUAAAGGUCACGAUAUUGAUAUUUGUAAAAAAGUACCUAAAAAAGUCCAAGAAGAAACUUCUCUAAAUAUUGGACAGCCUAACAAAAAACUUAAAGGUGCAUCAACUUCAAGGGUUGAGGAGAGGAAAAUCGGCUCAACUUCAAUAAUGAAGGAUGACACAUUAAGUGGACUCUUUAAAAAGAGAAAGGAAGAAUACAGAGCUGAAAUUAUACUAAAUGUUGUUGUGGAGGGACUUUUAGCCAAGUUGAGAUCAACUGUUAUAGAGGACCAUAUUAGUCUAGAGCGGGGUUUCAAGGAGGGGCUAAUGGACCUUCUUAUCUUGUUAACCCAGAUUCAACUUGUGUUAAAUGAUGUUGAGAAAAGACUAGUAAGUGAUGAGUUUUUGAGGAGCUGGUCAGCAAAGCUUAGAGAUGUAGCUUAUGACAUUGAUGAUGUGCUGGAUGAGUUUGGCUAUAAGAUUCUUCAGCAGAAGGUACUAAGCUCCUAUUUACUCUCCAAUUGCAUUGUAUCCCCCCUCAAUAUGGCAGAAAAUAUUAAGACCAUCAACGAAUCAUUAAAUAUACUUAAAGAUGACAUUGCUAGUUAUGAUCUUCAAGCAGAGUUUAUUAAAUCGAUCCCUGAGAUUAGCUUUAACAUGGAGAUAGACUCCUUCCUUGAUGAUUCAAAAGUUAAUCAAAAUGUUGGAAAUAACAUUGUUGAACCAACCUAUUGUGAUAGUGUGACUGGAAUCAUGGAGACUCUUCCCCAAUAUGAAUUAACAGAAUAUGAUUGUUGGUCCAUAUUCAAGAAAAGAGCAUCUGCAAAUGAAAGACUUUUAACUCUAGAUUUGGAGAAAAUUGGAAAGGAGAUUGUUAAAAAAUGUAAAACGAUUCCAUGGGCUGCAAGAUUUUUAGGGGGAAUAAUGUACUUUAUACAUGAUAAAGGUGAAUGGCUAUCAAUUCAAAAUAAUAAAAAUUGGGAUUUAUUGGAUGAUGAUAAUAAUGGAGUGUGUCACAUAUUAAAGUUAGGCUAUGAUCAUCUUCGAACACCAUCUUUGAAACGAUGUUUCGCAUAUUGUGCAAUUUCCCCUAAAGAUUAUAACAUGAAAAAGGACGAAGUAAUUCAGCAUUGGAUGGCUGAAGGGUUCCUUGGACCAUCUGAAGAAGCUAAUAUGAUGAUGGAGGAUAUUGGUAACAUGUAUUUCAAUAUUUUGUUGGCCACUUCCUUUUUCCAAAAUGCUACAAAGGAUGCCUAUGGUGAGAUUAUUAGUUGCAAAAUGCAUGAUUUGGUGCAUGAUUUUGCUAUCUCAAUUUCAAAAUCUGAAAUUCUAAUUUUGGAGGAAGAUUCUGUGGAUAAUGUUAGUAAAGUACAACCUUUAUUUGUCCGACUUGAUGGUGAAACAACACCAAGAACUUCAUUUAGUGGAGAUGGUUUCAUAAAAAUGCGCACAUUGAUUUCAGAAAAUCUAGACUUUGAUGACAUGUUAUCAAAUUUUAAAUGCUUACGUGUUUUAAAAUUAUUUGGGCAUAAUGUAAUAGGGUUGCCAAAUUCAAUUGAGCAGUUAAUACAUUUGAGGCUUCUUCACAUCUCACAUACUAAAAUUGAGGAAUUACCAAAAUCCAUUACCAAACUCUACAAUCUGCAAACUUUAAGAAUUGAAGAAUGCCCUAAACUCAUGAAGCUUCCGGAAGACCUAAGCAAUUUGAUUAACUUGAGACAUAUUAAUAUCAUUGGUUUGAUGGGGUUAUCGUACAUGUAUAGAUUACACAAAAAUAUGAGGCGGUUGACUUGCCUUCAAACAUUGCCAUUUUUUGGUGUGGGUCGAGAUGAAGGUUAUCGGAUCAAAGAAUUGGGACCAUUGAAGAAUCUCAGAGGAGAAAUAGGCAUUUACAAUCUAGGGUACGUGGAAGAUGAGGAAGAAGCCAAAAGUGCAAAAUUAACAGAAAAGGAAAUAUCCAACUUGGGAUUAUACUGGGAAUAUUCAAGAGCAGUGGACAGGUAUGAUAAAGAUGAAAAGGUGUUGGAAGGCCUCCAGCCUCACCCAAAUUUGAAAAGCUUGAGAAUCGAAUUCUACGGAGGAAAGAAAUUCCCAUCAUGGGUUGGUUUGUCGCUAUAUCACAAUUUGAUUCAUAUCUAUUUGAAUCAGUGUACAAAAUGUGAAGAAUUUCCCACUCUGGGGCAUUUACCCAGUCUUAGGGUUCUUGAGAUAUUUGGAAUGUGGAAGGUAAGAAGUAUAGGAAGUGAGUUUUACAGUUACAGUGAAGGGAGUUACAGAAAUACUACUGCAUUAUUCCCGGCAUUGAGAAUACUCAAAUUGCUUUUUAUGAGUAGCUUAGAAGAGUGGAAGGAUGCAGAGGAGUUGACAAGUGUAGGUGAGGUGUUGUUGGUGUUUCCUUGCCUUGAGGAGUUGAUUAUUAGAGGGUGUAAUAAACUGAGAGAUUUGCCAGAUUCACUGCACACCUGCGUUUCCCUUCAGAAGUUGGUAGUACAGGAUUGUCCUAAGCUGAGGUCAUUGCCAGGUGUCCCGUCCAUAACAACACUACCCAGUGUGGUACAAUGUUAUACAUCGUCUGUUGAAUAUAUGGAGAAUGGGGAUUGUCUGCCUUCUACUUCCUCCAUUCACCCCUCCCUCCAAAAGCUCAAAUUGUAUGGGUCUGUCCUGUUCCUGGACCAAAUUCAAUACUUCAAAGCCCUUGAAAUUCUGUGGAUACAGGAAUUUGGUGAAAUGGUAGCUUUACCAGAGUGGCUGGGCAACCAUUCCUCUCUUCAAGAGCUGUAUAUUGUGGAUUGCAAGAACUUGGUGCAUCUGCCCACUGAGGAAACCAUGCGACGCCUCACCAAAUUGAAAACGGUGAUGAUAUAUGGUUGCCCCAAAUUAAACAAUCAGAUUGACCACAAUCCAUUUAUUCAAUUUCCCAAUUUGUACCCACAUUGCAAAGAUUUUGAAGACUAACUCAGGAAGCUGGCAGAAAGUUCGCAUCUGGGAAAAUAAUUAAGUUGAUGACAACUGUCGCAAAGGCACUUUAGGCACUAGGGACAGCAAUUCUCUUGUGUUCAGCUGGAUGAAAAAUUAAAUAUUAUGAUGUUUUAAUCCCCUCCCAAGCCAACAGAUGUUUUAGUUGGUAUGUGAGCUGCUGCAUUGUUUUCAUAUGAGAUGGUUAUUCAGAAUCAUUAUUGCAUGAAAGCUGGUCCAUCUGCUCCCACACAUUGCCUCACCCAUUUUGGAGGUCCAAGAGUGUCCAUUACCAAUAGAUAGCUGGAUCAUUCAACUGGUAGCAACUGAAUUUUAUGUGAUGUCAUUGAAAGCCAAUAGUCACGCUUGGCAAUUCUUAAGGUAUAAGAGCUAGCCACUUCUAGUUUCUGAAUCAAAGGAAUUUGAUGGAAUGGAAGCUUUUCCUGAAUGUUUAGGACCUUUCAACUGUUCAACUAUAGAGUCUUCACAAUUGCAAGAUCUAAAUGUAUCUUUCCACGGCACACGAGCCAUGCAAUGCCUCACCUUGUUAGAAGAACUUAUUUGUCAUUGCCCCUAAUUAAAGGAAAAAUGUGCAAAGGGGAGCAGUGCAGAGUGGUCCAAGAUUUGCCAUAAUCCAAAUUUCUGCAUCAAUGAAUGCAUUAAACAAGCAAUUUGAAGAUCAUAUACAUUGUUAAGACAGAUGUCCAAUACUAGGGAUGGCGUAUCUAUUGUGUUCAGCUGGAGAACAAUUAAUUACAUUAUGGAUUUUUAAUAUACUCCCAAGCUAGAGGAAGUUUAUAAGAGUUAGUAGCACUUGACAAUUUGACAUAUAAGAGCCAAAAGUAAUUUCUGAUGUAUCAGAGAAUUCUUUUCAAAUCCCAAGGAUACCUCACAUACCACAAUCCAGGAGCCUAACCUUCUUUGGUGAUCUAAGUUGUUGGGCCAACUUUGGCACCUAUAUGUCCUUUGUUGGAGGCAUUAAAUUUGUGAUGAUGUUGGAGCCUUUCCAGAUGUGUUGGGGAAACUUUUCAUCUCUUCAAAAACUGAAGUUCAGUUACAAGAACUGCUACUACCUACCAACAAAGCAAGAAGUGAGAUCCCUUUCCAUGUGGUGUUGAAUGAAAGUUUGCCAGAGUGAUUGAGUAGUGGGAGUGGCCCAUCGGUGGAAUGUUGUUGAUAGUCCAAGAAUCACAAUAGAGGGAAUUCUAAAUUGAUUUCAUUGCAAUUAUGUCAUCGAAAUUUCAAACCAAUAGGUGAGGCCAUGGAUUUUCCUGUGCUUAUGGAAUAGUUGCUUCUAUCAAAUGACUUCAACAGCUUAUUGGAUCAUGCGGUGGACAUCUAUAGAAAAUGCAAUUGAGACAAUGUCUAUUGUUUCCAGCUGGAGGAACAAUUUAUUAUAAUUGCUAGCAGACGUACAAGGAGGAAGCUGGAAUGGGGGCAACUUUGAGUAUGAAUUCGAUGAAUUCAAGGCAAUUGGCCCUAAGUGGAGGAGAGCUAUGCCUAACAAAAGUCAAACCCUAAGUGUAUCCAAGCUUUGUUAAAAACUCUGCUUCCUUGUUCCCUUUACAGUAGGGAUGAUUUAGCUGGAGAUGGGAUAUCAAGCUUGUGAGGGGCCACUAGUCUCUAACCAUACCAGCAUAAAACUUUGUUGACGUAACAGUAUCAGUAAAGUCAUGGAUGUAUGUAUAAUCCUAUAAUAAAAUUUGUUACCUUUUCUUAAUUAAAAAAAAGUGCUAGUUGAGCUACUAGGCUCUUGGCAUGUUGGUGAAUUGUUUGUUUAAGGUAGAAGUGGAAUUAAUUUAUGACCGUGCUAAUAAUCUGGUUGAUAUGAACAAAUUUGGGUGAAGAGUUGGUUGGGGAAAACCAAGAAUCUCACGAGGACUAGACCAAUUUGUAACUUU
Quercus robur (English oak) is the source of this 5269-nucleotide messenger RNA. RefSeq names its product putative disease resistance protein RGA3. The coding region runs from base 312 to 3368 and encodes 1018 amino acids. Gene Ontology annotation, biological process: defense response to other organism. The record is from RefSeq and is a predicted model, not a curated record. Gene Ontology annotation, molecular function: ADP binding; DNA binding. NCBI's taxonomy places the organism in Eukaryota, Viridiplantae, Streptophyta, Magnoliopsida, Fagales, Fagaceae. The transcript has 13 exons.